AUGCAACAAUUGCAGCACGGGCACAGCCCAGACUCUUCAGCCACGUUCGCCUCCCCGCCCCCUGAGGGGACGCCCUGUCCUGACGCCAGGUUGGACUACAGCACUGAGGGGCCGCCGCCGAAGCCGCUGCCGACUGCCGGGGCUGUCGCCGGGGAAGCCGAGGGGUUGCCGCCGGGAGAGCCGAGCGCAGGAGAUCCGGGAGGUGUAAGGGGCGGAGGGCCAGGCCCCGACCGGACCCCGCCACGCGGAGGGGACGCCCCGGUGAUUCGAAGGAACGCCCUAGCUGAGGCUGUGCAGCGGGCCCAGCAGAUAGCAGCAAAAAUUGGAGGUGAUGCAGCUACCACGGUCAGUAACAACACUCCUGAUUGUGGGUUUCAGGGCCAAAAGAGAAAGUUGAAGGAUGGACAUCAGCCUGAGAGCAAGAAAUUGGCAGCCCAAGGCGACUCCCUCAGUCCUCAGCUUGGACCUAUCCAGCCCCCUCCCAGGUCUUCAAUGACAGAAGAGUACCGAGUCCCUAAUGGCAUGAUGGGACUAAUCAUUGGCAGAGGUGGCGAUCAGAUAAACAAGAUCCAGCAGGACUCAGGCUGCAAAGUAAAGAGCUCACCAGACAGAGGUGGAUUACCAGAGCGAAGGGUGUCACUGACAGAAGCCCCGGAAUCAGUGCAGAAGGCAAAGAUGGUGCUGGAUGAAAUUGUAUCUCGGGGCCCACGUGGCCCCCCGGGAGAGUUCCAUGAUCAUUCAAAGCAGAGUCAGAACGGCACAGUGCAGGAGAUCAUGAUUCCCACAGGGAAGGCAGGACUGGUGAUUGGUAAAGGUGGGGAGACCAUCAAACAGCUUCAGGAGCAAGCUGGAGUGAAGAUGAUUUUAAUCCAAAAUGGAUCCCAAAAUACCAAUGUGGACAAACAUCUCCAGAUUACCGGGAACCCUUAUAAAGUACAGCAAGCCUGUGAGCUGGUGAUGGAUAUCCUCCAAGAACCUGACCAAGGAGGCUUUGGGGACUGGAAUGAAUAUGGAUCCAGGAUUGGUGGUGGGAUAGAUGUGCCAGUGCCCAGACAUUCUAUUGGUGUGGUCAUUGGCCCAGGUGGAGAAAUGAUCAAAAAAAUACAAAGUGAUGCUGGUGUCCAGAUACAGGUCAAACAAGAUGAUGGAAAAGGUUCUGAGAAGAUCAUCCACAUCAUGGGACCCCCAGACAGGUGUAAGCAUGCUGCCCAAAUCAUCAGUGACCUCCUCCAGAGCUUAAGGAGUGGUCCUCCAGGACCUCCUGGGGACAAAGGCAUGCCCUCUGGAGACAGGGCCCGAGGCCGAGGCCAGGGCAACUGGGGGCCUCCUGGUGGAGAGAUGACUUUGUCCAUUCCAGCUCAUAAGUGUGGGCUGGUCAUUGGCAGAGGUGGGAAGAAUGUGAAAGCCAUAAAUCAGCAAACAGGUGCCUUCGUGGAGAUCUCUCGGCAGCUCCCACCAAAUGGGGACCCUAACUUCAAACUCUUCGUCAUCCGGGGAUCCCCUCAGCAAAUUCAUCAUGCCAAGCAGCUUAUUGAGGAGAAGAUUAAGGGUCCUCUCUGUCCAGUUGGACCAGGCCCUGGGGCACUAGGGCCUGCUGGCCCAAUGGAGCGCUUCAACCCAGGGCCUUUCAAUCAGAGGCCUCCAGGAGCUCCUUCUCAGGAAGGAGGGCCCCCUCCACACCAGCACCCACCCCAAGGUUGGGGCACCACCUAUCCACAGUGGCAGCCACCUGCUCCUCAUGACCCAAAUAUAGCAGCAGCUGUAGCAGCAUAUCCCAAUGCCACCUGGGCUGGCUACUACUCACGCUACUACCCGCAGCCUCCAGGCCCCAUGCCAGGUCCAGCACCAGCCCCCAUGGCCCCACCUGCCUGGGGAGAACCCCCACAGCUCCAACCGACCACACAGUCAGACUACACUAAAGCCUUGGAAGAAUAUUACCAAAAAAUCAGCCAAAAGCCUCAGCAGCCUACUGCUUACCCUCAACAGGAUUACACAAAAACCUGGGAAGAGUACUAUAAGAAACAAGCACAAGUAGCCACUGGUGGUGGACCUGGAGCCCCCCUAGGCUCCCAGCUUGACUCUUGUGCUGCCUGGGCCAAAUAUUACGGGCAGCAAGCCACCUACUAUGGACAGACCCCUAGUCCUGGUGGCCAGCCACUACCCACACAGCAAGGACAGCAGGCUCAAUGA
This is a messenger RNA of Trichosurus vulpecula (common brushtail), 2190 nucleotides long. Its product is annotated as far upstream element-binding protein 2-like. Lineage: Eukaryota; Metazoa; Chordata; Mammalia; Diprotodontia; Phalangeridae. Gene Ontology annotation, biological process: regulation of gene expression. Gene Ontology annotation, cellular component: cytoplasm; nucleus. Gene Ontology annotation, molecular function: mRNA binding. The record is from RefSeq and is a predicted model, not a curated record.